Molecule: messenger RNA, 1320 nt
Organism: Penicillium cosmopolitanum
Lineage: Eukaryota; Fungi; Ascomycota; Eurotiomycetes; Eurotiales; Aspergillaceae
Exons: 1
Coding region: 1-1320 (439 amino acids)
Source: RefSeq, a predicted model, not a curated record
AUGGCUCCUCGCCACACGCUGUCGCUAUCGCCAAACUCAGGACGCCGAGAACGCCGAGCAUUCGAGUUUUACUUUGUAUCAGCAGCUCCGCAACUAGCUGGUGGCAUGAGCAUUGACUUCUGGACAACCGUCGUCCCCCAAAUUUGCCGCAGUGAGCCAGCAGUGUGGGAUGCCAUGAUAGCAAUCAGCGCACUAUUCGAAUAUCCAGAUCAGUGCCUGGAUUUCACUUAUCUACGGAAUUGUCACAAGAGGUCUGAAUCGCUCAGCCAAAUACAGCAAGAAGCUUUAUCCUGGUACUCGCGUUCGAUAUCGAGCAUUAGUUCGCAAAUUGCUGGGAGAGGAGCAGAUCCAUACAUCGCACUUAUCAGCUGCAUACUGUUCAUAUGCAUAGAGACCAUUCAGGGACGCGUGGAAGAGGCACUCCAGCUGUACCGCCAAGGCGUUAGCCUGAUUCUCGACCUACGUGUUCAAGUAAGCCAUGGAAUGGUCUCCACUAGCAAGGUUGCUCUCCUGGAGGACACCAUCGUCCCAUUGUUUUUGCGUCUGUGUGCUGUUUCUCUCUCGAUAUCGGGUGUCCAGCCAUGCGAACUUUACACACUCGCCAAUAUUGGCAUUCCCGCUGUCUUUUCAUCUGUUGAUUCCGCGCGGUUUGUUAUCGCUAAUCUUUACACCGAGGCCCAGCUUUUUGAAAAUGAGGCAACAAAACAUAUCUGGGCGGUCGGCAGAGACGCCGCCAUCAGUCAAGAUCUGCUCAAUCGACAGCAUUCUCUCAAAGAUCGACUCAACAAUUGGCAUCGUGCGUAUAUCGGGAUGUGCCAGAACCUCCAUACAAGAGCAGCGAUGCCAACCAAUGCCGAGCCAAUAUUGAUGACCUAUCACGCGGCAUUAUUUAUCUUCGUCUCCGAGUGCCUCACGCACCAUGAAAUAGUCUAUGACAAUCAUCUUGCUGGAUUUACAACCAUUGUUGAGCAGGCUAGCUUGACUCUUGCUAGCACGGUAGGACCAAAUGGAGCCCAACCGCCUUUCACAUUUGAGAUGGGCAUUGGCAUGCCACUCUUUUUGACCGUCAUGAAAUGCCGAGACUCGAAUCUGCGGCUGCGAGCUUUGGAUUUGUUACGGCAAGCACCGCCAAUGCAAGGGUUUUUCAAAUGCACACCUGUUGCUCACCUGUCCGAGAACUUCAUGAAACUUGAAGAAAGCUACGGCAAAGCAAUCAGAGAAUCUACAGGAGAUCAUUCGGUUGAUAUACCAGAAGAGGCUCGCAUAUGCCAUUAUGGUGUUUUCCGGCCCCAGGAUGGUCUCCCCCCCCGGUAUCGUUGA